This is a messenger RNA of Fopius arisanus, 4588 nucleotides long. It is a transcript of the gene ush, whose product is annotated as Zinc finger protein ush. Gene Ontology annotation, molecular function: RNA polymerase II-specific DNA-binding transcription factor binding. NCBI's taxonomy places the organism in Eukaryota, Metazoa, Arthropoda, Insecta, Hymenoptera, Braconidae. Gene Ontology annotation, biological process: heart development; negative regulation of transcription by RNA polymerase II; cell differentiation. Bases 592 to 3291 code for a protein of 899 amino acids. The record is from RefSeq and is a predicted model, not a curated record. The transcript has 5 exons. Gene Ontology annotation, cellular component: nucleus.
CACUGCAAGUCAGACAGUUUUCGGUGCUCGUGGGAGGCGAAAGGAUCUCAUUACAAUCUACUCUUUAAAAAAUUACAUUCUUCACUUUAAAAACAAAAUGGAAUUCCAUUUUUUUAUAACUUCCACUCGUCAUUGAUGGAUCCAUUUAUUUCCUGAGGAUUUUUCACUCCAAAAUUCCAUUUCUCACAUUUUUUAGAUCAACAAAAAAAAAACUAAUGAUUAUUUUUUUUUCGGAAUUAAAUUAUACCUCAAUGAAAUAUCAAUUACAUUUUUUUAUAAAAAGCACAAGUUUUUGGUCUCUUCCUGGGGAUUUGGGAAAUAUUUUUUUUUUUAGGGAGUAGAUUUGAAGUGAUGUGGAUUGUCUGAAUUUUUUGAGAAUAGAGAUGAGGAAGUCUUGGGGAUUAUCGAAUUUAAAAAAGAGACAACUGUUUUGAUGGAAGUGGGUAUUAUAUAGGGGCGUCAGUCAAGCCCACACGUAACAUCUCGGUGCGAUUAUUCAUGCACAUUGCGCCCUCGUGACAAUAGACAAGAGAGUGGGCCACCCGUGGGCCAGUCGUGAUCAAGAUCCCAGUGAGUCCAAGGGUUUUAACAAUGAGUGUUUUGCUGUGGAGACAGAGGCGUCUGAUUCUCAAGAGUCUUACAAGGGAAGAUGAGGAAUGGAGCGACUCGGAGAAGACCCCGUCGGUGAGCAGUGGAGUGGAGGGACCUGGGUCGGCGGUGUCCAGUCCAGCCCCGACGAACCAGGAAGACAGCCCGCCACCUCCAAGACUGAUAAUCCCCCAGAAUAUCCUGGGUAACAGUAAUCCCGAAGAUUUUCGUUUGCGUUUAUCGAGCCUCGAGGAUGCGAGAAAGCGAAUCAACAGUCUGGCUGAUGAUUUCGAGGGGCUGAAGCGGAUGAAAUCGAGUGGAAGGGAUUCCUCGAGUCCAAAGCCAUCUCAGGAUGGUUCACCAUCACCGAGGGAUAACGACACCCGCUCACGAAAGAGGGACAACCGUCGAUCGUCAGAGGAUUCUGUGCGUUCAGAGGAUCAUUCCGACCCGAAGAAACUCCGUCUCGAUGAUGACUCGAUUCCUCGACUACGACUCAAUGCAAGUCUCGCCACAGAUCCAGCACUUCGUCCAGCCACUGUAGCAGCCCUCACCAUCAAACCGGACAGCAUAUCACCACCAGAGCCACGAUCAGAUCCAACUCCACCACUACCCCCAGGUCUUCAGAAUGCCAUUGCAGCGGGUCGACUGUACGUUCUACCGACAGAUGGAAAAGAAUCGAUAACAGUGGAGCCCUCACGACCAAUGCCCCUUAUCUGUCUGCCAUGUGGCAUCAGAUUCUCGUCGGCGAGCACCCUCGAGGCUCACAAGACCUUUUACUGCGCCCAUCGUCCGAGAAUUGACGAGGAAAGUGCCAAUGACGAUGACGACGAGAAAUCGACGAAAUUCGAGGUCAGAAAGGCAUACGCCUGCCCUCACUGCUCUUACUCAGCUGACAAAAAGGUCUCCCUCAAUCGUCACAUGAGGAUGCACGCAUCUUCACCAGCACCAGCACCACCAGCACCAUCACCCACUCAGACAGCGCCAACACCAGUGAUAACCAACAGCACAUCCAAUGGUUCAAUGAAUGAAGAGGCUGAACGUCACUGCAGAAAUUGUGAUAUAAGAUUCAGCUCGUUGAAGACUUAUCGAGCACACAAGACUCAUUACUGCAGCACAAGGCACGUCGUCAAGGACACACCAACACCAGUGUCAUCCAAGGGAUCACCACCGGCUAGCUCAAGUCCUGGGGACUCGCCACCCCCUCAAACCUGUCUCGCUCUUCCUACUAAUCCUAUUCUCAUUGUUCCUUGCUCUCUACUCAGGGGUGCAUCCUUUCUCGCUGCCCCAUCGUUGCCUGCCCCUGAUACCGCCUGCUUUCUCCUGCCAAAUGGCUCACUCCAGCCCAUGACUCGAGGUAUCACUGGUAAUUCAACCGAGAGUACAGCGUGCCCUCAAGUACUCAGGGUCGCUAACAAAAGUGCAACACCUGUCAGUGUACCACCAGCCCCUGCAACACCAACAUCACCCUCAUCCACUGGAUCAUUUCCCCUCGAUCUGAGUAUGAGACGAUCACCGGUUCAUCAGGAUGAGAAGGAGAACAGAGUAUCACCAGCUCCGUCAUUACCUGCACCAUCCGGGAGUCCGAGGUCCAGGGGAAGUGUCAGUCCGAGAACUAGAUCUUUACCAUCCAGUCAGAGCUCUUCGGCUGUUGGCACUGCACCACCCACUGAAUUAGCUCUCAGGUUAACUGAGCUACCACCACCUCCUGUGCCCAGUGUUCCUGGGGUACUCGUUAAACAGGGGGUCAGCAGGUGCAAAGAGUGCAAUAUUGUGUUUUGCAGGCAUGAGAAUUUUGUUGCUCAUAAAAAGCAUUACUGUCAGGCUAGGGAAAAUACUGUUUCUAGUCCACCACCCACUGGUACACCAUCACCACCACUUGUUCAACUGAUUUGCGCUGCCUGUGGAAUUAAAUUUGCAUCGAUGGAUAAUUUGGUAGCACAUCAGGCGUUCUACUGUCUCAAACGACCUGAGAAUCAGGAACAUCACACCAGGUGCCCCAAGUGUAAGACGAUGAUUGAGGCAGGUAGCACGCACACGUGCUCGAGUGGUCCGACAGGUGGGUGGAGGUGUCCAGUUUGUGGUGCUGUUAGUCCGACAGCAGGCGCCGCCCAGCGUCACAUGGACGCUCAUCAGGGUGUCAAGGCAUUCAGGUGUACGAUAUGUCGGUACAAAGGAAACACUCUACGAGGAAUGAGAACGCACAUCAGAAUGCACUUUGAAAAACGAGGAACUGAUCUUCAGGAGGAAAAUUACAUAACGUGCGUUCUCGAUGAUGAUGCGACAGUUCCCACCCCCGAGCCAGCUCCAGCGACAACCCCCGAGGAAAUAACCACCGAUGUACAAGUGAAUGGAAAGAGUGAGCCACGAAAAAGUCCUCUACCUGCACUACCUGUUCUACCACCACCUCCACCACCGCCGAUACAGCAGUCGACGACACCCACUGCAGGUGGCAAAGUUAAACAGGAGAGGGAGGAAACACCACCACCCGAGGAGAGCCUCGAUCCGAACAAAACUGGACCCAGGUACUGUCGUUCCUGCGACAUAAGUUUCAAUUACCUUAGCACAUUUAUCGCGCACAAAAAAUUCUACUGCUCCAGUCACGCUGGUGAAGCUAGUAACAAUAAUAAUAAUUCAAACAAUAAUAAUAAUAAUAGCCACACUACGAGCCCAUCGAGCAGGACCGAGGCUUCUGUACUUUAAACAUUUUAAUGUUGAGCUGGAUUAAAUAUUUUUUAUCGGAAAUUCAACUCUUGGAUUCAUAAAUAUAAAACCCUCCGAUUAAAUAAACUGAGACAAAUCCAAUUAUUUUAUUUUGGUAAAUAUCGAUUUAUCUUUUUUUUUGAAUGUGUAAUUAGAUAUGAAAAUGGUCUGUAGUGUUUCUACUUUGAAUAGAUAGAUUUCGGGAUAAAUGGAUAAUUAGGGAAAUGAUGAAUUGGAUUUAUCUCGGUUUAUCAAUUCGUCGGGGAGUUAAUUAAUAUUUUAUCCAGCCCUGACACAAAAAUUGAUAUUCUGUAGUUGAGUGGAGUGAAUAAAUCCCGAGACAUUGAUUUUUUCACUUCACUCGAACAGAUUUUUGAAAACAAUACGAAAUCGAUAGUGAUUUAUCACUGAUCGAUCAACCAUAGGACUGUUAAUUGUUGCCAGUUUAUAAUACGUAAGAAAUAAUUUUCUUAGUUAAACAAAUAUAUAUUGCGUGAUUUUAAUUGAUUUUUUUCUUCGUUGAAUCCAGGGAAUUGUUCGUACUUAUAAGUAAACGAUCUGUAAAUAGAAGUGGAGAAAUGAAGUAGAUGAGCAUGACGUGGAGAUUGCAGGGUUAAUCGAUCAAAUCGUCCUGUAAAUAAAAUAAAUUCAACUGUCGAAUUCGUAAGACGAUUGAAAUUUGAUUGUUGAAAACAUCACUUCAAUGUUCGUUUUAUUUUUCUCGUGGAGAUUUUCUUAUUCAUUGGGCCCAACGAGUGGGUGUGCAAUCUCAUGACUCUCGAAAUAAUCUCGUAGGUAGUAACUAAAACUUAUCGUCAUACGUAAAAGGAAUUUUCAAAUCGUAAAAAAAAUUAUGAGAAAUAGUAUCGAUGGAUGGAGUGUAAAAUGUUGUACAGUAGGUGAAAAAUCGAGUAGAGUAUUACCAUUUUAACGAGAAAAUACGUACGAUAAUGAUCCUGUAAUGAUACCAAUCUCAGCUUGUGAAUCUAUUAAGUUACGUUGCAAUAUAACAUUUAAUAUAUUAUACAAAUAUAAAUAAAUCUAGUUUGCGCUCGCGUUAAUUCUGCUGUUUCCAUGGGAAAACGGAAUUGAUUGAAUUUUAUUUUCAUUAAUUUGUCCCAAUUGAUCGUGAAGUGGACAAGUUAAUGUGACUAUUGCAUCGUGGAGGAGACGGUGAGUCAAAUAAAAAUCAUUUACACAAAUUUUUGAUUGGAGUAUCUGUGAUCUGAGGUCGACAACUGUCCACUUUUCCCGGGGCAUUCAAUCACUGAAAUUGUAAUCAAGGGAAUAAUUAAUU